Clunio marinus is the source of this 2038-nucleotide messenger RNA. The record is from the annotation of a GenBank genome assembly. NCBI's taxonomy places the organism in Eukaryota, Metazoa, Arthropoda, Insecta, Diptera, Chironomidae.
CGUUUUUGAUGUCAUUUCUGUUAAAAACUUAUUCACCACACAAUUUUGCUUCUCUUGUGAACUCACCACAUUUUUGUUUAUUUUGCUUUUUCUUUGUUUUUAAAUAUUUAAAAAUAUUUUGUGUUGCUACAGUAUUCAGGAAUUGCGUUCUGAAAUUUAAAAGUAAUCAAAAAUGGAAAUCGAGCCUAUAAAUAGUGAGGAAUGGGAACUUGUUGGUAGACAAACUUUAAUGAAAUAUUUCAAUAGAGGUGGAUUGUCCAAUGGUGAUACGUCACAGCUUUUGGAAGGAGCUAAUUUCAUUAACACCAUUGGUUAUUCUCUUUCUCUCGUUCCUAAUGUUGAUUUGAAAAAUUGGACUGCUGAUCAUUUUCGUCUUGCUCGAGAUGGUUGUUUAUAUUUUUAUGAAGGAAAGAAUCUUGAACCAAUCGAACAUAUCGUGGCUAAGCUACAACAGGAAGCUAGCGGUAGUCGCGAAGUUUUUGUUACAAUCCUUCCUGUGUCUUUUUUCUAUUCUGAUUCUUUAUUCACUCUGCCACUUUUUCGAUUUAAACCAUCUCACGAUGAAAAGGAAGAGAAAUUUAUUGAUCAUACUGGUCGAGUUUAUCAAAACAUUGAAGACUGGAAAAUGAAUAACACUCUUCCUGCUACAAAAAUCCUCUAUCCUAGAGAUGGCCAUUUAAAAUUGAAACCAAAUGAAAAAAAUAAACUUGACGUUGCUUUUGAAGAUUCAGCAGAAUGCAAUAGACCAGUAAAGACCUUAAUGGCUUGUGAUAUUGCAAGCGGUGCUUUAGGAUUAGCAGCUGGAAUUGGAGUGACACUUGCUACGGGUGGAACUGCUUUAUUAAUGAUGGGUGGAAUGGCUUUAAGUGCUAGUUAUGGAGUUGGAAGAGCUGGUUUCAGACUUCGUGAUCGUGCAAGUCACAGUGAAUCAAUUAAUCCUUUUAAAAAUCGUGAAGCAUUCUGGGUAUGGCUUGGGUUGGGAUCAGAAAUCAGCACUUUUGGUACAAUUGGGCUAGCCAGCACAAAAAUUUUGAGUUCAAUUACACAAAGUGCAGCGAUUGUUGAGAUAACAAAGAGGUUCGCGACAGCUAGCCGUGUUAUGAGUGUUUUUAGUGGAGCAGCACGACCUGUCACAGACAGUGCAAAAGCUCUUCUUACAGGAUACGAAAUUUUUACUAAAUUUCGACAUAAGUCAACAAACGCCGUUUUAAAGCUUCCUAAAUCUGCGCUAAUGCAAUUGAGUGAAUCAAUUGAUGAAUUUAAUGAAACUAAUAUGUUGAUGAUGUCAAUCACUGAGGGAUUUUGGUCAAAGUCAAAGAUAAUGUAUGUGUCGCCAGAAGAAUUUCAAACCAUGGUUCAAGCUACUAUCAUAAACCAUAUGGGAGAUAAUUGCAAAAAUCGUAAGCUCUUCGAUGAACUUGUUGCAAUGCUUCAGAAUGAUGAAGCUUUGAUUAAAACAUAUAAGAAUUUAAAUGAAAACAUUGAUCUCAAUGAAAUGAUUCAAGUGAUUUAUGAUGUUUUCAAAGCAAACGAUGAUAAAUUGAAUAUCAAACUUCUUGGAGAUACUUGUCAUAUAUCAUUGGAUAAUUUUUUAUUACAUAUUAAAUCAUUGGUUAACAUGACACAAGAAAAAAUAUUUAAAAUCAUUGAAUUCCUCAAAAAAUUUGACCAUGAUCAAAAAGCUCGUUUUUUGACAAUUCAAGAUUAUAUUGGAUCGAACGAUGACUUCCUAAGUAUGCUUGCACAUGACAAUGCUAAUGAAUUAAUAGAAAUUUGGUAUGAUGUUUUUGUAAUUUGUUUUGAUGAACAUCUUACAACAAUUCCUAAAGAUAAUGUAAUUUCAUUAAAAAAUCUGGAGAUAUCUAUUGACAUCUUGAAAUGCUUUAACAAGGAAGAGAGAUUAAAUCUUAUUUUCACAAUUAAAAACAUGAGUGAAGCACAAAACCAAAACUUCAAAGUUCUUGUUGAAACAGACGAAAACAAUGCCUUAAAAUAUUACAAACUAUUGUUAGAAGAUAAUGAUUUUCUCAGAAAGUAA